Physella acuta is the source of this 4664-nucleotide messenger RNA. Its product is annotated as ankyrin repeat and MYND domain-containing protein 1. The record is from RefSeq and is a predicted model, not a curated record. Gene Ontology annotation, molecular function: protein binding. NCBI's taxonomy places the organism in Eukaryota, Metazoa, Mollusca, Gastropoda, Physidae.
GUCAAAAUGGCGACAUUGUUUUUCAUAACAUGAGUACUUCGCUAGUUUUUUGCUAGAUGAAAUACCUUUUCAUAUUUUAAAAAUCAUUAGGUUUCAAAAAUGAAAAAUAUAUUUGAAAUGCCAAUAGUUUAAAUUUUAGACGGAACCUUUACUUUAAACCGAAGAAAAUAAACAAUCAGUAAUGGCCACAGAAAGUAUGCAUCGCUUAAGUACUGCAGCAUCAUUUAAAGAAGAUGAAUUGGAGGAUCAUCAGAUUUCUGUUGAAUAUGAGUCAGGAGCAAAGUUUGAAGGAAGAGUCAUAAACCACAAACGUGUUGGAAAGGGAACUUUUGUGUGGCCUAAUGGGUCAAAGUAUGAAGGAGAUUAUGCUGAUAAUCAGAGGCAUGGCAUUGGCACCCAACAUUGGAGUGAUGGAAGUUAUUACACAGGAGAGUUUGAACAUGACUUGAGACAUGGCAGGGGCAAGAUUGUGUGGUCCAAUGGGGAGAGUUACGAAGGAAUAUUCUUUAAAGACAGACGGCAUGGUAAAGGCACAUACCAAUGGCCUAAUGGCUCAUCCUACUCAGGAACAUUUUAUAUGGACAAAAAAGAAGGCUAUGGGACUUUUGUAUUUGAGAAUGGAGAUGUAUUUCAGGGACUGUAUAAAGAAGAUGAGAGAGAAGGGCCUGGUGUAAUCACCUACCAAAACGGCCAAGAAGAUGUGGGAUUAUGGAGUGGGGAAAAACUUAUAAAACUCUGCUCACCUAUAAAAGGAGCAUUUACCUUGAACUCCUGCCCAGAGUUUGACUUUAAACCUGAGGAAAAUAUUUCUUACAUUGACAUGUCAGAAAAAGAUGAUACCGGUUCAACCAUUGAUCAUAUUUUGAACCCCAAGCUGGCCUUUGAUUAUAUGCCUAAGCCUAACCUGAGCAACAGAAUUCAGGAAAUUUUAAGCCCUGCUUUGGAUUCCCGAAGCCUUGCUGUCAACCGUAAAGCAUUUGAUGCUGAGUUUUUCAAAAACUUUUCACAGCAAUCAGAGACAGCUGAUAAGGUUGUAGCUUGGAACGCCACACCAUCAUUGAUCGCUUUACAAAAACACACCAUCCGGCACUGUGAUGGGGCAUCCAGUGUUCAGUUUGAUGUGGAGUCUGUUCUAAAAUUAGAUAGGUCAAAGUUCAAAGGCAAAGGGCCACUAGAGAGGCAAUCUGAGGAGCUGAUAACAGCCGCUGCCAAAGGAGAUGCAUCGAGAGUGGAACUGCUGCUGUCUUCUGGACAGGUGCAUCCUGAUGUAGCGGAUAGAGAUGGAUACACCCCACUAAUUGGAGCAACAGUAAACUGGCACAUAGAUGUGAUAAAUAUUCUUUUAAAUCAAGGUGCAGACGUCAACAAACUUAGUGACGAAGGGUGCUCUGCCCUUGCUGCUGGGGCCAUCUUCUAUUACCCCAUUGAAGGGUUUACAUACAACAUUGCUGAGAGAUUCAUGAAACCUCUUCAAGACAUCCUCAAGUCAACUCUAAAGCCAGAGACACAGCCUAAGGGUAUAUUAGUAAACACCAAAGAACGAAGAGUUAGCCGGCUUAACCAGAUUAACCGGAUCAGGUCACAGUCAGUUGUAUCGGCCCCAAUCAACCUCGCGUCUAAAUCUGUCUCGUUAAUGGAACAAACGUCUACUUUAGACGAGCCUGUCGAUAAUGAGGAAAUUUCAAAUCUCCUAAAUGAGAAUUCUCAACCUAGUCCUGAUGAAGAUGCUGAUUCCGCCUACGGUGGUGAAAAUGACAUCCAAGGAGAUGAUAGUGAAAAAGAAAGGAAUGAAGAGGGAGAAGAUUUUGAGUCAAACCACAGUAUCAGGAAUUACCAUAUAGAAGUCUCGGAGCAAUUGGUGGAAAGGUGUGCCACACACCUGAGUCAGAACGAGCGAAUUAUUAGCAGAGAGGCUUCUGAAGUUGGUGAAGGGAAAGCCAGAUUUUUAGCCAUCCAGUUAUCCCAGAAUGAAAGAAUGAAAGAAACUUUGGAUCUUCUUCUAAGAAGAGGUGCUGACCCUAAUGCAUCCUUUGUACCAAUGCCUGUUUUAUUUUUUGCCAUAAAGUCUUCUGAUGUUGACAUGGUUAAACAGCUUCUUCUCAAGGGAGCUAACCCAAAUACAAAACUAGGAAAAGAGAGAGGCGGCCUGUAUCCCCUACACAUAUCCUGUGCCAUAACUGGGGAGGAGGGAAUACAAAUCACAGAGCUACUUCUAAAUGCACUGGCUGACCCAGAUGCCAGGGCUGAGGAAGAUGACUCUUUUUUAAAUAGAAAUCUGGAAGAAGAGUGGUUAAAAGAUCCCAUAUCAGAGGAAUCAAAACAACUUCUAGGAGGAAGGACAGCUUUGCAGAUUGCGUGUGCCAGGGAUGAUAAUUAUAAAAAUGCAAGUCGAGUUGUCAGGCUGCUUCUAGAACACAAAGCCAACUCCAGCUUGAUCUGCAAUGGCUUCUCUGCCCUUGCCCUUGCUAUUGCCAGUGGUAAUGAUCUGGCCAUUGAUGAAUUAUUGGCCUUUGGUGCUGACCCCAGCCUCCCAUUGACCCACGGGGUAGGCAGUGCUUUGUGUGUAGCUACAAGCACUGAAUACGAGCAUCAGAGAAGCAUCCAGGCCAGGGUACAGCUGGUUGAUAAACUAAUCAAGGCAGGGGCGGAUGUGCUGGCUCCAAUUCUAAUAGGACCAAAGCGUCAAGUGGGCACAGCCGUUGACUAUGCUUAUUACAUGUUUAAUCAGGAUCGUAGAAUUGCACAUAUGCCUUACCAUGCACUAACUCAUGCUGAACGUGAAACGUAUAAUGCACGUCGUAAAUUGCUUGGUCACAUUGGUGAUAUCAUGCGCAUCAAAGCAGUUGAGAGAGAGAAAAAAAGAAAUGUUAUUAUAGAAAAGGAGGGAAUCAGAUGCCAGAGUGCUAGCACCAACUUUGUUUACAUUGGUGCUGGCGCUAAGCUGCCACCUGGUGUCAGGUCAAGGUAUGCAUCAGCUCACCAAGACCAAAAUCAGGUUGUAUUUGACCCCACACUAGGGCAGGGUGAAGGACAGAGUAGAGCAUCAACACCAACAAAGUCAGGUGUCAUUGUUAUAGAGGGCGUGGAUGCUAAACAGAUUAAGAGUUUGACCCGUAGCCGGUCAAAAACCCCAGUGAGAAAACCAUUGUUCAAAUAUUGUUACGAGUGUGGACGUUCAGUGGGAGUACGCCUGGUUCCAUGUACAAGGUGUAAGGAGGUCUACUACUGCAGCAAGGCUUGUAAGAUGAAAGCAUGGAAUUCCAGACAUAAAGAAGAAUGCAUAAGAAUUGGAGGCCACUCCAGAAGUCCUAGCCCCAAACACAGAGGUGACAGCCCAACUGCUGCCACUGUAGCUGAGAGAAACAAGAAAACUGCCGGGUCUCAGAAGAUUCUUGCUUCAGGAAGAAGUGUGAAAACUAGAGCCAGAUCUUCCUCAAGUCAUAAAUCUUCUGAAAACGAAAGCGUUCGGUAUAACAAAUCUGAUUCUUAUAUUGAAAAUGAUCAAAGUGAAAUUGACGAGGAAAGGGAGAGAAGCUGGCAUAGCAGAAGUAACUCAGAAAUGUUGUCUAAAAAUGGAUCAGCAAACUCUGGAAGCAGAUUUGGGUCAGGGAGUUUAAACAACAAAAGUUCUUCAAAUAGAAAUAAAAGAAAUAAAAAACAAGGAGCUCAAUUAAAUUCUAAUAAUAAAAAGCAAUUAGUCAAAGGGAGAGUUACAGGAUCUCUGAUAAAGGAUGGCAAAUUAGAUUCUACUGUGUACAGGAGAAGUAAUAAAAUCAUAUUGCCUCCCCUCAACGCAUCAAAAAAUAAUGUGCCAGUCAAAGGGCUAAGCAAGAGUGCUCAAGGGGAGAGAAAACAAGCUAAACAUAAAUUCAGAACUGGAAGUCCACCACACUAUGACUAUGUCUUCAUUGAUAAUUAUAGUCACAACUAGAAAAAAAGAAAUUGUCCCAUAAAAUAUAGAGAAAAUUACUUUUGUAGAUUAAAUGGGCCUAGUUAGUGUCUGUAUUACAAAAUAUUGUCAUCAUUUUUAAUGUACAUGUUUCAACAAAACAAUGCAUAUAUCUCAAUGGAGAUAAUCUAAACAAAUGCAGAGGUAAAAAUGCAACAAUAAUUCUAUUUAUAUACACACUUUUCUGAAAUUAUAUAAGAAUUGUUAAUUUAAAAUAUGUAGCUGUACUGUAUACCUUUCUGGACCUUUCAUAUUAUCUGGAUAAACUUAAACAAGAUGAAAUAAGUAUGCCUCUCUCUUUCUAAGUUUUUUUUUCUUGCCGUUCUGUUUCUAGUGCCAUUAUUAAAUUAUUAAGUGAAAUCUUUCUGCUCAAUUACUGUGAAUAUGUAUUGUAUUUAAUGCACCAAUCAUUUUAUUUCCUGCACAGUAUAAUUUAUUUAUAUAACUGCAAUAAAACACUGCAUUUUGUCUCAUUCAGUAUACAUGGAAGAUGAGAUAAAACAAAGCUUAUUUAUCAUUAGUUCUUUUAAAGAGUUUCAAUAACUAAUUUCAAAACAAAAGUAAGAUUUUUUUAUGUUGAAUAGAAUCUGUUUGUGAGCAAGUUGCAAUGUAAUUUUAAUCGUAAGUUGCAAACAUUUUUUAAUAACUCAUCUAAACAGAUUUUUUAAAAUUUUGAUGUAUCUACAGAAAUCUUAAUUAUAUUUUUAAAAAUUUU